AUGGGUUUUUUUUUUCCACAUGCAAACGAGACGGCACGGGUAAUGGGCAAGCCGCUUUCUGUCAUUGGAUUUUUUGUUGGUUCUCGGAUGACAUUUGUUAACUCCACCCCCACCGCACAGACAAUAAAAACAGCUACCGCCAAAGCUAGAACUAGAGCUAGAACUAGAAAUACAGCUACAAACGCACACGAGAAGGCCAAUUACAAAAUGGACUCGUACUCGAUAACAAACGUGAAGUACCUGGACCCCAGCGAACUGCACCGCUGGAUGGUCGAGGGCCACACCACGACGCUGCAAGAGCCCUUCCAGGUCGUGGACGUGCGAGGCUCGGAUUACAUGGGGGGACACAUCAGGGACGGAUGGCAUUUCGCCUACUCUCGCCUGAAACAGGACCCGGGGUACUUGCGUGAGCUUAAGCGCCUUUUGCUGGAGAAGCAGCAGGUCGCGGCGGACGGCGACGGCGACGGCGACGGCGCGCUCAACGUGGUGUUCCAUUGCAUGCUGUCACAACAGCGCGGGCCGUCCGCGGCGAUGCUACUGCUGCGGUCGCUCGACACGGCAGAGCUGCCACGCUGCCGGCUGUGGGUGUUGCGCGGCGGCUUCUCGAGUUGGCAAGCCGUGUACGGUGAUGACGCUGGCGUCACGGAGGGUUACCUCGCGGACCUGUGGCGCUGA
This is a messenger RNA of Saccharomyces eubayanus, 675 nucleotides long. It is a transcript of the gene YCH1, whose product is annotated as phosphatase YCH1. The coding region runs from base 1 to 675 and encodes 224 amino acids. The record is from RefSeq and is a predicted model, not a curated record. Gene Ontology annotation, cellular component: cytoplasm; nucleus. Lineage: Eukaryota; Fungi; Ascomycota; Saccharomycetes; Saccharomycetales; Saccharomycetaceae. The transcript has a single exon. Gene Ontology annotation, molecular function: protein tyrosine phosphatase activity.